This is a messenger RNA of Plasmodium gallinaceum, 636 nucleotides long. RefSeq names its product thioredoxin-related protein, putative. Lineage: Eukaryota; Apicomplexa; Aconoidasida; Haemosporida; Plasmodiidae. Bases 1 to 636 code for a protein of 211 amino acids. The transcript has 2 exons. The record is from RefSeq and is a predicted model, not a curated record.
AUGGCAUUUAAUAAAAUUUUUGUAUUAUUCAUAUUCUUAUCAAUUUUCAAGUAUUGUUAUUCCCAAGAUGUAAUUGAAUUAACUGAUGCAAAUUUUGAACAAUUAACACAAAUAUCAACAGGGAAUACUACAGGUUCAUGGUUUAUAAAAUUUUAUGCACCUUGGUGCUCUCAUUGUAAAGCUAUUAGUAAAACAUGGACACAAUUAGCCGCUGAAUUAAAAGAUCAAAUAAAUGUGGCAAAAAUUGAUGUUACUACAAACUCAAAAACGAGAAAAAGAUUUAAAAUAGAAGGCUUUCCAACUUUAAUAUUUUUUAAAAAUGGAAAAAUGUAUGAUUAUAAAAACCACGAUAGAUCUUUAGAGGCAUUUAAAAAUUUUGCUUUGGAAAAUUAUAAAAAUAUCAAAGCAUUAGAUCCUCCUUUACCUCUUACUUUUAUUGAUAUGCUUAAAGAUUUUGUUUUUGAAACAAUUGCAAAUAUAGACAGAAUUUACAAAUAUGCCUUUCCAUCUUUAGCUGUUAUAUCAUGUAUUUCAUUUUUAAUUGGAUUAUUUUUUGGUUUCAUUUUACUAAGAUGUUGCAGAAAAACAAAAACUACACCAACAAAAACUAGAGCAUCACAAAAAAAAAAAGACUAA